This is a messenger RNA of Botrytis byssoidea, 1053 nucleotides long. RefSeq lists its product as uncharacterized. The record is from RefSeq and is a predicted model, not a curated record. NCBI's taxonomy places the organism in Eukaryota, Fungi, Ascomycota, Leotiomycetes, Helotiales, Sclerotiniaceae. The coding region runs from base 1 to 1053 and encodes 350 amino acids. Gene Ontology annotation, molecular function: oxidoreductase activity. The transcript has 2 exons.
AUGUCCCAAUCAAUUCCCAAAACCACCAAAACUUGGAGAAUCGAAGGAUCAAACGGAUUCGAUAGCUUGAAAUAUGAUACUCAAGCUACACUUCCAGAAUUGGGUGCGAACGACGUUCUUGUGAAAUUUCACGCUGCUUCAUUGAACUACAGAGAUUUGAUAAUCCCCAAAGGCCAAUAUCCAUUUCCACUUAAAGAUGGUAUAAUUCCCGGCUCCGAUGGUGCUGGCGAAGUCCUUGCUGUUGGAUCAAAAGUAACUCGAUUUGCCCCCGGUGCCAAGGUCCUUACUCUUUUCAGUCAAACUCACUAUGGUGGUUCGCUCGAUCAUUUAUCUAUGCAAAGUGGCUUGGGUGGUGCCAUGGAUGGUACACUUCGUCAACACGGUGUCUUUAACGAAAAUGGGCUCGUAGACAUGCCUUCUUCCCUUUCAUACCUCGAAGGAGCAACUCUGCCAUGUGCAGCCGUCACAGCCUGGAAUGCUCUAUAUGGAUUAAAGCCGCUGAAACCCAGUGAUGUGGUUCUCACGCAAGGAACUGGUGGUGUUAGUAUAUUCGCUGUUCAAUUUGCCAAAGCAGCUGGAGCAACCGUAAUUGCCACAACCUCCUCCGAGUCAAAAGCUUCGACACUCAAAAAACUCGGUGCCGAUCACGUAAUAAAUUACAAAACCACUCCAGAAUGGGGUGCACAUGCCAAAUCCCUUACUCCCAAGUCCGCUGGCGUAUCGCACAUUCUCGAAGUCGGCGGUCCAACUACCAUGGCACAAUCUCUACGAGCCAUCAAGAUCGACGGCGUUAUCAGUAUAAUUGGAUUUGUGGGCGGACAAGCAAAAGAAAAGGAGCCAGGGUUCUUGGACUGUUUGACAAACGUCUGUACCGUUAGAGGCUUGCUAGUAGGAAGCAGAGAGAUGUUCGAGGAUAUGAACAGGGCAAUUGAUGCAAACGAAAUCAAACCAGUGGUCGACGAAAAGGUAUUCGGACUGGAUGAGCUUAAAGAGGCUUAUCAAUACAUGUGGGAUCAGAAACAUUUUGGCAAGUUGGCCAUCAAAAUCGAGUAG